Molecule: messenger RNA, 1377 nt
Organism: Solea senegalensis (Senegalese sole)
Lineage: Eukaryota; Metazoa; Chordata; Actinopteri; Pleuronectiformes; Soleidae
Product: LON peptidase N-terminal domain and RING finger protein 2-like
Exons: 5
Coding region: 177-971 (264 amino acids)
Source: RefSeq, a predicted model, not a curated record
UCUUCUCUUCUUCCUCGUGGCCCUGCCUCUUUUCAUUCGUUUCCUCCUCCUCCAACUUCCGUUAGUCUAAUUCUAGAAGGGACUGCAGAAAACAGCGAUGGUGGUAUAGUGGUGAGCAUAGCUGCCUUCCAAGCAGUUGACCCGGGAUCGAUUCCCGGCCAUAGCAGAUUUUUCUUAUGCGGACAGGAGGAAUGAUUAUGAGGUUACCAACACCGAAAAGUGUUUCGCGCUCUAUAAGUCACGUGUCACUGGUAAAUCCAGAGGAAGAGGAAGAGAAACUAUCUUUUGAAUCCAUUUUAACGGCAGAGCAGAAGGAGAGGACGUGGCCCAGAAGACUCAACACCUUUACUAUUAGGAAGCAGAGGAACAUGCUGAAUGAAAGACAGAGACUUCCAAGAAGUCAGAGACUGAAUGAAGUCCAGAAGAUGAGCGGUCGUGUGGAGGAAGACGAGGACACAGCAGAGUCUCCAGGACCCAGCGGUCUGUCUGUGAAGUCCAAUGCAUCUAUGUCCUUCCCUAUGCACUUCAGUAAUGAACCUGGAACCUCAGAUACAAAACUGAAUGAAGUCCAGAAGAUGAGCGGUCGUGUGGAGGAAGACGAGGACACAGCAGAGUCUCCAGGACCCAGCGGUCUGUCUGUGAAGUCCAAUGCAUCUAUGUCCUUCCCUAUGCACUUCAGUAAUGAACCUGGAACCUCAGACACAAAAGACCAGUUUGCUGUUUCUGUGGACAAGCAGACGUCCCACUGUCGUCUGUGUCAGGACAUCCUGAAGGAUCCAGUCUCCACCAGCUGUGGUCACUGGUUCUGCAGACACUGCAUCUCCUCAUACAGGGACCAGUCUUGUCCACCAGAAGAUUCCUGCUGUCCCCAGUGUGGACUGAGACCAGGACAUGGACCACAGACACAGAGUAAGACAGAACAUGUGUCUGCUGAUGUCUUCACUCCUGAAAACAGGACUUGUUCUGUCUAGAACUCUUUUGUCCAUAUUUAAGAUGAUGAUAAAUAAGCAGAAAAGGAAAAACUAAACAUACGACAUAUGACGUAAAGAGCAUGUGACAAAACAGAUUAUUCACAUGUGUUCUUCAUCACGUUCAUAAAGAGAGCAGCUCCUGUCAGUGCCAGCAGAACAACAAACUUAGAAAAUGAAGGUUCAUUUCAUGUUAAUGAAAGUGAUGAUGAAGAUGAUUCAGUUUAAUCCUCUGCUGCCCCCUACAGGUUGAACAGAGGAUUGUUUUUCCAGCUUUUAUAUUAUUGUUGUUUUACACUUUCCUUCACAAUCACUGUAGAAUGAUUCAGUCUUUCAGAAUAAAGUUAUUUUACUCAUUUGCUGAAAAUUACACCAAACAACACAACAAUAUCACAUAAAGAUGUGACAU